AUGAAAAUAAAGGAAAAUAUUAAAUUAGACUUUAAUUCAACAAACAGCGAAUCGUAUAACGACUUAAUAACAUUAUCAGAAAUAAAACAUGCCAUAAUAUCCAGCAAAAAUUCUGCUCCUGGCCCAGACCAAAUAACAUAUAAUAUUCUUAAAAAACUACCCUCACUUACCCUACAAGCAUUAGAAAAGGCAUUCAAUCAUAUUUGGACACAAGCUGAUGUUCCAAAUGAAUGGCAUGAGGCUUUAGUAUUCCCAAUACCUAAACCUGGUAAAUCAAAAAUCAACCCUGAAAAUUACAGACCUAUUUCAUUAACAAACACUCUCUGUAAAAUCUUUGAAAAAUUAAUAUUAAAU
Molecule: messenger RNA, 354 nt
Organism: Helobdella robusta
Lineage: Eukaryota; Metazoa; Annelida; Clitellata; Rhynchobdellida; Glossiphoniidae
Exons: 1
Source: RefSeq, a predicted model, not a curated record